Molecule: messenger RNA, 4257 nt
Organism: Argentina anserina (silverweed cinquefoil)
Lineage: Eukaryota; Viridiplantae; Streptophyta; Magnoliopsida; Rosales; Rosaceae
Product: translocase of chloroplast 120, chloroplastic-like
Exons: 2
Coding region: 158-3820 (1220 amino acids)
Biological process (GO): protein targeting to chloroplast
Cellular component (GO): chloroplast outer membrane
Molecular function (GO): GTPase activity; GTP binding
Source: RefSeq, a predicted model, not a curated record
ACUCUGCUCUGAAAGUAAAGCACAAGAGAAAAAAAGAAGAAGAUCCCUAUAAGUCUAUAACCCUCACACUCCCUCUCUCUCUUCUCUCUCUCUCUGAAAUCCAAGGCUCUGCCUUUUCUCUGUGGCGCCCAGAAAACCUGGGUUUUGAAGAUUUGGGAUGGAAAAUGGUGAUGGGAUUGUAAGUGGGUCUGACGCGGGUGGGAGGAAGGUGGAGGUUUUUGAGGAGAAGGUUGUAAAGGAUUCUAAUGGCGUUAGGGAUGAUGUGGAGGAAGAGGUGUUUGAGGAGGCGGUAGGGACCGGGGCUGUCGGUGACAGUCCUCGUGCCGAGGAUUUUGAGGAGGCCAUUGAGGUUCUGGAUGAUGCUGGAAAAAGCAAGGAGGAGGAGGAGGAGGAGGAGGAAGAGGAGGAGAGUGUGGAGAAUGGUGGGGGGCAAGUAGAAAACGCGGUGGGUGGGGAUGGUGUUGAUGGGGGUGCAGGUACCCGUGGAGUUGAUGUGGAAGAGCUCAAUGCAUCGAAGGGAUUGGCAGAUGAAGAGUUGGUGGGUGCCCUAGAAGAUGCGAUAAAAGAUGGCUCUGAGGAUGGUGCUGAUGGACAAGUAGCAGUUUUGACAGGUGAGAAUCCAGUUGACCAAGUGCAGUGUGAGAAUCACGAUUCUAAAUCAAAUGGAUUGAUGAAUGAUGAGUUGUUGGAUGCAGCGAACCAGGGGAUUGAUGGGGAUGGAGAAAUACCAAUGUUGACAAAUAUGGACGAGGUUGAUGUAACGCCUGUUGAAGUUGCUGAGAAUGAGAAGUCUGAGAAGGACAAGCUGGAUAACUCAGAUUUGGAGGUAGUGCCUACAGGUGAAAAAUUAGAGAAUGAAGGUGCCAAUCUUGAUUCUACUAGAGUCACCGAGUUUAAUAUGGAAGAUUUGAAGGAAGCUGGAACAGAUGAUCAGGAUAAGAGGAUUGUUGAUUUGGUAGAUACUUCUGUUGGUACUACUAUAAAGCUUGAAGGUGAUAAGGGUGUGGAAUUGCAAGAAAGAAAGAUGGAGCCUGAGCAUACAGAAUGUGAGAGUACUGACUCAAAAGAUGCUAUGUUUCUCACUGAAGCAAGGCAAGUGCAUAAUAAAAUUGAAGAACUGAGAGCCACUUUCACUUGUACAGAUGCAGAAGAUCAGGACUCAAUCAAAUUGAAAAGCGCGUCCUCUGUACUUGAUUCGGAGCAUGAUGUGGAAACAUCUGAACUUAAAGACAUUCCUUCUGAACAACAGCUGUCAGGGGUAGAACCUGUAGCAUCUGAAAUGGCCGGCUCAGCUUUUUGUAGAAGUCCUACAACUGACGAAAAAGAGAAGGUUCAGGCUGGUGACACUGAUUCAAGAUCAGAAAAUAUCAAGGAUGAUGAACCUACGCGAGCUGAUGAGGUUGCUCGUGUAGUUUCCAACAAUGGUUCUGUGCCGGAGGAGCCUGAAAAGAGGGAAAACAAUCAUGUAGAGAAGGGUAGCAACAGAAUGAAUAGAGUACAGGAGGCCCAGCAUACACCAGCUCAUGGUUCCUCUGGAAAUUCUACAAACACCACUCCUAUUCCUGCUCGUCCAGCUGGCCUUGGGCGUGCUGCGCCGCUUUUGGAACCUGUACCUAGGGCGAUACAGCAGCCUAGGGUAAAUGGUACAGUAUCUCAUGCACAAAACCAGCAAAUUGACGAUCCCGUUAAUGGAGAGGUAGAGGAGUCGGAUGAGACUCGUGAAAAGCUUCAGAUGAUCAGAGUGAAAUUUUUGCGCCUUGCACAUAGGCUUGGGCAGACUCCACAUAAUGUUGUGGUGGCUCAGGUUUUGUACAGACUGGGGUUAGCUGAGCAGCUGCAUGGGAGAAGUGGGGGUCGUGUUGGUGCCUUUAGUUUUGACCGAGCAAGUGCUAUGGCAGAGCAGCUAGAGGCAUCUGGGAAUGAACCCCUUGAUUUCUCUUGUACAAUUAUGGUUCUUGGAAAGUCGGGAGUUGGUAAAAGUGCCACCAUCAAUUCUAUAUUUGAUGAAGUGAAGUUCAAUACUGAUGCUUUUCAGAUGGGGACAAAGAAGGUUCAGGAUGUUGUGGGUACUGUGCAAGGGAUCAAGGUAAGGGUCAUCGACACACCUGGUCUUCUUCCUUCCUGGUCAGACCAACGUCAGAAUGAGAAGAUUCUGCUUGCUGCUAAGCGAUUUAUCAAGAAAACUCCUCCAGAUAUUGUGUUGUACCUUGAUAGGUUGGACAUGCAGAGCAGAGAUUCAAGUGACAUGCCACUCUUGCGCACAAUCACGGAGAUUUUUGGGGCGACUAUAUGGUUUAAUGCUAUUGUGGUUCUGACUCAUGCUGCAUCAGCUCCGCCUGAGGGCCCAAAUGGUGCUCCUUCUAGUUAUGACAUAUUUGUCACUCAACGAUCUCAUGUUGUCCAGCAAGCCAUUCGUCAGGCGGCUGGGGAUAUGCGCCUUAUGAACCCUAUUUCCUUGGUAGAGAACCACUCUGCCUGCAGGACCAACAGAGCUGGGCAAAGAGUCUUGCCAAAUGGUCAGGUUUGGAAGCCCCAUUUGUUAUUGCUCUCUUUUGCAUCCAAGAUUCUUGCUGAAGCUAAUGCACUAUUAAAGUUGCAAGAUAGUCCUCCUGGAAGAACUUUCGCACCUCGAUCUAGGGCACCUCCAUUACCUUUCCUUCUUUCCUCUCUCCUUGUGUCAAAACCGCAGUUGAAGCUGCCUGAGGAUCAAUUUGGUGAUGAGGAUGGUGCAGAUGAUGAUCUGGAUGAGUCUUCAGAUUCUGAAGAUGAAUCAGAAUUUGAUGAAUUACCACCAUUCAAACGCUUGACUAAGGCCCAGGUGGAGAUACUCUCAAAAGCUCAGAAAAAAGCAUAUUUUGAUGAGUUGGAGUAUAGAGAGAAGCUUUUCAUGAAGAAACAAUUGAAGGAGGAGAAAAAGCGUCGAAAGUUCAUGAAAAAAAUGGCGGCUGCAGCAAAGGAUCUACCAACUGACUAUGGUGAAACUGUAGAGGAAGAAAGUGCAAGUGCAGCAUCUGUACCCGUUGCCAUGCCAGAUUUGCCCUUGCCUGCUUCAUUUGAUUCAGAUAAUCCCACUCACCGUUAUCGAUAUCUAGAUUCUUCCAACCAGUGGCUUGUAAGACCUGUUCUAGAAACUCAUGGUUGGGAUCAUGAUGUUGGUUAUGAGGGCAUAAAUGCAGAAAGAUUGUUCGUCCUAAAUGGCAAUAUUCCCUUAUCCUUUUCUGGCCAGGUCACAAAAGAUAAGAAGGAUGCCAAUGUCCAAAUGGAACUAGCUAGUUCAGUAAAGCAUGGGGAAGGGAAAGCAAGUUCAGUAGGACUUGAAAUGCAGACUGUUGGAAAGGACUUGGCUUAUACUUUUCGAGGCGACACAAGGUUCAGUAAUUUUAGGAAGAAUAAAGCAAGUGCUGGUGGUUCAGUGACUCUCUUGGGUGAUGCUCUAUCGGUUGGGUUGAAAAUUGAAGACAAAUUCAUUCCCCAUAAACGGUUCCAGUUGGUUAUGAUAGGUGGUGCUAUGACUGCUCGUGGUGAUGUUGCUUAUGGUGGAAGUUUGGAGGCUCAGUUAAGAGACAAAGAUCAUCCGCUGGGUCGUUCACUAUCAACUUUGGGGCUUUCUGUGAUGGAUUGGCAUGGAGAUCUUGCUAUCGGAGGUAAUUUACAGACUCAGAUUCCUGUUGGGCGGCAUACAAACCUUAUAGCUCGUGCGAAUUUAAACAAUAGGGGAGCAGGACAAGUGAGCAUCCGCUUAAAUAGUUCUGAACAGCUUCAAAUAGCUUUGAUUGGUCUCAUUCCUCUGCUUAGAAAGUUGUUCACUUACCCUGAAUAGCUGCAGUAGGGACAAUGAUGAAAAUUAGAUCAAUAACUGUGAAGCAGCAGCCUUGCGGAAAUAGGUCGUCAGCAAGAGUUGAGAGAGGAUAUCAUAAUGUGAUACUAAGCUGCUGGUUCUACCCAUAUCAAUCUGGAAGUGUUUCUAUUGAUCACAGUGAGAUUUUGAGCUUCUUUAUUAGAUACUGGCAGUUGGUAAAUUUUGUUCUUGUUAAGGUACUUAGGUACUGGACCCAAUGUUGCUUAUUCUGAAAUCUGGCCUUUGUCUUUAUUCCCUAUGGGUGUGAAAAUUCGUUUACAUAGGCAAAAUAGAAUCAGGCCUCUCUUCCAAUUCCUUUGCAUAUACAGGUUCAACAUCUGUUCGUCAUUUCACAUGGACUUGAUAUUAGUUUGUAUUGCUUCAGCUAGUUAUUUGAAUUACGAGUGUUUUGAAAGCAA